Molecule: messenger RNA, 2758 nt
Organism: Aplysia californica (California sea hare)
Lineage: Eukaryota; Metazoa; Mollusca; Gastropoda; Aplysiida; Aplysiidae
Product: E3 ubiquitin-protein ligase rnf8
Exons: 13
Coding region: 160-2454 (764 amino acids)
Biological process (GO): double-strand break repair; ubiquitin-dependent protein catabolic process; protein K48-linked ubiquitination
Cellular component (GO): ubiquitin ligase complex; site of double-strand break; nucleus
Molecular function (GO): ubiquitin protein ligase activity; nucleic acid binding; histone binding
Source: RefSeq, a predicted model, not a curated record
UAUUACAGUAUUUACAAUUUAGGAAGCGCCAGUCGUCCACCAAAAUAGACAUCCCUCUAUCUCGAUCUCCUGCAGUUUGUCGUUGUUUUGAUGACAUAAAUUGGUCGCUGAAGGGUCUUGUUCAUCCCCCAUCCCUGUUUACAACCACACUGCUCAAUUAUGACAGAAAUAGUGCCGUGCCUGUUGAGGAUUGGUGACAAUGUCAAGAAAUACAAACUGUUCAAGCUGAAUCGAGAACAGGUCACAAUAGGCAGGUCAGGAGAGGUCACUUAUGCCAUCUUGUCAAAUAUGAUUUCCCGCUGUCACGCCAUGGUCAAACAACAAGAAGAUUCAUCGUGGACCAUCACAGACAACAAGAGUUUGAAUGGCAUUUACAUAAACGGCCGUCGGCUGGCCCCUAUGCAACCGCACCUGCUGCAUGAUGGAGACAUGGUUCAGUUCGGGAUACCUGUGUCACCUGAUGCUCCUGCAGAGUUCAUCUAUAAAUUUUAUUCAUCCCUUAAGGUGAGGACGGAGAAAAAAGCCAAGAAACAGAAAUGUGACCCAGAUGUUGAUUCUCAGAGAGCCACCUUGAGUGCCAGCGAGUCCUUUGAGAGAGAUGAAGAAAGGGAGAAGAAAAGGAAAUCAGCUUUGCUAAAGCCCCCAGAUGAGGCAAAGCAGGACUCGGCAAACAAAGAGCUACGCCAGCAAAUGGAAGUUUCUCAGCAGGAGCAGGCAGCCAAAGAGGCCGAAUACCAGGCCAAACUUGCAGAAAUGGAAAGGCUGCUGAUGGAGAAGGAGAAGAAACAAGAAGAGGUCCAACAACAGCUGGAGCAGGAGCGGAAAGAGAAAGAGAAUCAGGCGAAAGAAGUGGAAGAAUUGAGGAUGAAAGAGGCGGCCAUUUUGAUGGAAAUGGAAGAUAAGCAGAAGCAGCUGGAGAAGGAAAAAGAAGAACUUCGGUUGAAGAUGCAAGCUGAGCUGGAGUCGAAUCUUCGAGAGCGGGAAGCUGCUUUAUUAGGACAACUGGCCGUCCAGAAAGAAGUCUUGUUGAACGAGAAAAAACAGGUGGAAGAAAGUCUUCAGAAGGAAGUGGAGAAGGCUAUUGAAGAAAAAAACAAAGAGCUGGAAGAACAACUGAUGGAACAAAAGCAAAAAUUAGAAAAGGUGCUGGAGAAGAAGGAGAUGGAGCAAAAGCUUUUGGAAAGUCAGUUAAAUGAAACCAAGGAAGAGAGCGAGACCGCAAAACUACAAGCCCUGAAAGCGAGAGAGGAGGUCCUCUGCAAUUUUGUUGAUCUCAUGGAAAUGGAAUUGCAGUGCUCAAUCUGUAACGAGCUGUAUAUAAAAGCAACAUCGCUGAACUGCUCGCACUCCUUCUGCAAGCUGUGCAUCAACCAGUGGUUGAAAGUGAAGAAGGAAUGUCCCAACUGCCGGCAAGCAGUCACCUCCCAGAUGCAGUCUAUCACCCUGGACAGUUACAUCGACAAGAUGGUGGAACAACUAAACGACGAGCUGAAGCAGAGGAGAAAAGAGUUGGUGGCACAGAGGAAAGUUGAGCAAGACAAGUUUGACGGCCUUGCUGCUGGUCCGUCAGCCCCACUGGCUAACCCCGCGGUCGCUGUCGCAGCAUUCGUUCCUGCACCGCCCAGGGGCAGAGGGCGGGGUUCAAGGGCCAGGGGACGAGCGACCACGCGCUCUCAGCGCGGCAGGAGGAUCACAGGCGCGGCCGCAGCGGUGGUGGAGCGGUUACAGGCGCUACAGGGGCAGAGGCCAGGAGCAGUAGUGACCACCACAGCAACAGUAACUGCGACGGGCACGGAACGGUUACAGGCGCUACUUGCCCAGAGGCCAGGAGCAGCAACCACGGCAACAGCCACCGCGACAGGCGCGGAACGGUUACAGGCAUUACAGGCGCAGAGGACAGGAGCAGCGACCAUGGCGACAGGUGCUGAACGGUUGCAGUCGAUACUGGCCCAGAGGUUGGGAGCGACGAUGGCCACAGCCACCGCCACGACGGCCACUGCCGCUGUUGUGACGUCUGCCACGGCGUUGGCUUCCGUGACAACUGCCACUGCUUCCCUGAGUGGCGUUGCUUCUACCACCACAGCGUCAACCGCCUCCUCAUCCACCGCCGCAGCAAGCACGAGCGGCGGGCCAGACAUCAUAGAAGUGAGCGAUGAAGACUUGGCUGGCCUUGGAAGAACGGCUGUGGGUUUUCAGACCUCGGAACCGAUUGAUGUGGACAGCGAUGACUCUAACAAUAGCCACGACAGCGACGACUCCAACAAUAGCAACGACAGCGAGUACUACCGGCUCAGGAUGCGCGCCCGUGGAAGGUACCGCAGAGGGUAUUCGUCCAGUGAUGAGUACGGAGACAGUGACUCGGUGGAAGGAGCUCCCGAUGCCUACUAUGGUGGCUAUGGCAGAUGUCAUAACUGUGGCGCCCGUGGUCAUUGGGCAAAUGGAUGUCCACAGUAGGAGCUGGUGCUGGAGUUUGUGCGUGCAAUAUCUGACUACGCUUGUAAAGAUACAGGAUCCUUCACCACUGUCCUGCCAGUUCUCUAGCUGUGCCUGGGGGUAGUCAUGUCGAACAGAAGAAAGUUCUGUGGCUGAAAACAGAUGUUUUCUGUUAAGCUGGAUUCGGUCCAGCGUUGUAUCGAUAAUGUGAAUAAUUUGUUAAUGUUACAUCUCGGAAAGUCAAUGCGAUGAAAAAUAAAUUCUGCUGAUGAUUCAUGCUGAUAACGGUAUCUCUUAUGCUCAAAUAAAGCAUCAAUAAUAAUGA